Messenger RNA from Cucurbita pepo subsp. pepo (vegetable marrow), 2825 nucleotides. Its product is annotated as ethylene receptor 1. Gene Ontology annotation, cellular component: endoplasmic reticulum; endoplasmic reticulum membrane. Lineage: Eukaryota; Viridiplantae; Streptophyta; Magnoliopsida; Cucurbitales; Cucurbitaceae. Gene Ontology annotation, biological process: response to ethylene; phosphorylation; phosphorelay signal transduction system. Gene Ontology annotation, molecular function: ethylene binding; phosphorelay sensor kinase activity; ethylene receptor activity. The record is from RefSeq and is a predicted model, not a curated record.
AGAGAGAGAGAGAGAGAGAGAGAUGGAACCGACGUUGACUCAGAUGUUUUCUUUCAAUUUUCCCCAAUUUCCGUUUGCUCGUCACAGAACUUCCAAAAUCCCACCACACCCGAAAAAGUUAGAGAGAGAAAAGAUAGAGAGAGAAAAAGAGGAGUGAAAAUCAGUUGAAAAUUCCAAGAACAUUGCAUUUAGACUCGAAACGCCUUUGUGGGUCUCUGAAAUCUCGGACAAAAAUGGUGGAUCAAAGACGGUUUAUGGGUUCACACCUGAAGAACGACUGAGGCAGUCGUUUGGAUGUUGUCUGUUGAACUCGAAUGAGCAAAAGAACCCAGAUAAACAGGGAACGGUCCGUAAGUCAUCGACCAGUACGGUCUAGUUGACAUGGAGUCUUGUUAUUGCAUUGAGCCUCAAUGGCCUGCUGAUGAGCUCUUGAAGAAGUAUCAGUACAUCUCAGAUUUCUUCAUUGCACUUGCAUAUUUCUCCAUCCCCUUGGAGCUCAUCUACUUCGUAAAGAAAUCUGCAGUGUUUCCUUACAGAUGGGUUCUUGUUCAGUUUGGUGCUUUCAUUGUUCUUUGUGGAGCAACACAUCUUAUUAACUUAUGGACGUUUUCGAUGCAUUCAAGAACCGUAGCGAUAGUAAUGACCAUUUCAAAGGUUUUAACCGCUGUGGUAUCGUGUGCGACUGCGCUUAUGCUUGUGCAUAUUAUACCAGAUUUAUUGAGUGUGAAAACCCGAGAGCUGUUUCUGAAGAACAAGGCUGCUGAAUUGGAUAGGGAAAUGGGACUCAUACGUACACAAGAAGAAACGGGUCGACACGUAAGGAUGCUUACUCAUGAAAUUAGGAGUACACUCGAUCGACAUACGAUACUCAAAACUACACUUAUUGAGCUGGGAAGAACUUUGGCUUUGGAAGAGUGUGCACUUUGGAUGCCAACACGUUCUGGAUUGGAACUUCAACUAUCCUAUACUCUUCAUCAACAAAAUCCAGUUGGGUAUACCGUUCCCAUCAACCUCCCCGUGAUCAGCCAAGUUUUUAGUAGUAACCGUGCAGUUAAGAUAUCACCAAACUGCCCGGUGGCUCGGCUACGACCUCUCGCUGGGAGUUACGUCCCGGGAGAGGUGGUUGCUGUUCGUGUCCCGCUAUUGCAUCUUUCUCAUUUUCAAAUAAAUGAUUGGCCCGAGCUUUCGACUAAGCGAUUCGCCCUCAUGGUUUUGAUGCUUCCAUCAGAUAGUGCUCGACAAUGGCGCUUUCAUGAGCUGGAGCUGGUUGAAGUUGUUGCUGAUCAGGUAGCUGUUGCUCUUUCUCAUGCUGCAAUCUUGGAAGAGUCGAUGAGAGCUAGAGAUCUUUUGAUGGAGCAGAAUGUUGCUCUUGAUCUAGCCAGGAGAGAAGCAGAAACAGCGAUACGUGCCCGGAACGAUUUCUUGGCUGUCAUGAACCAUGAGAUGAGGACCCCGAUGCAUGCCGUAAUUGCACUCUCUUCAUUGUUGCAAGAGACUGAACUUACACCAGAGCAACGCCUAAUGGUCGAAACAAUAUUAAAAAGCAGUAAUCUCUUAGCCACUCUGAUAAAUGAUGUUUUGGAUCUUUCGAGGCUCGAAGAUGGUAGCCUACAACUGGACAUCGGCACGUUUAAUCUUCACGCUGUUUUCAAAGAGGUACUUAACUUGAUCAAGCCUGUUGCACUAGUCAAAAAGUUAUCAUUGACCUUGCAUUUAGGUCCUGAUUUGCCAGCAUACGCCAUCGGUGACGAGAAACGUCUUAUGCAAGCCAUUCUUAACGUUGUGGGUAACGCCGUGAAAUUUUCAAAAGAAGGCAGUAUAUCAAUCACAGCCAUUGUUGCAAAAUCUGAAACCUUCAGAGAAUGUCGAGUUCAAGAUUUUCUCCCCGUGCCAAGUGAUAAUCACUUCUAUUUACGCGUACAGGUAAAAGAUGCUGGAUCUGGAAUUAGUCCUCAAGAAAUUCCUAAACUGUUCACAAAAUUUGCACAAACUCACACUGUGGCUACAAGAAACUCUAGUGGCAGUGGUCUUGGGCUUGCAAUUUGUAAGAGGUUUGUGAAUCUUAUGGAAGGACAAAUUUGGCUUGAAAGUGAAGGGCUUGGAAAGGGAUGUACAGCCACUUUUAUUGUAAAACUUGGAAUUGCUGAUCAAUCUAAUGAAUCAAAGCUUCCCUUUACAUCGAAAAUUCACGAGAACAACAUUAAUGCAAGUUUUCCUGGGCUCAAAGUUCUCGUUAUGGACGAAAACGGAGUUAGCCGGUCAGUAACGAAGGGACUUCUCGUACAUCUCGGAUGCGAGGUAACGACGGCAGGCUCAGUCGAGGAAUUCUUACGAGUCGUCUCCCAGGAACACAGGAUUGUUUUCAUGGAUAUAUGCACUCCUGGAGUCGAUGGUUACGAACUAACCAUACGCAUACGCGAAAAGUUUGCAAAAAGCCACGAAAGACCGUUCAUGGUAGUCCUCACUGGGAACUCAGAUAAAGUAACAAAGGAGAGCUGCCUGAGAGUCGGCAUGGACGGGCUAAUACUAAAACCCGUUUCGAUUGAUAAAAUGAGGAGCGUGUUGUCGGAACUUAUAGAGCGUCGUGUUCUAUUUGAGACUUCUUGAAAGGGACAGGGAGAGUAUAGAGGAAAGGAUAUAUAACCCUUUUGCUAUGUGUACAUACAAGGGGCAUUGUAGUGAUGAUCCUGAGAUUAUAAGGGCACAUGCCCAAUUCAGAUUCAUAUCAAAACCUGUUCUCUGCCUCUGAUAAUCCUCUAACUUUGCUAAUUCUUCAUUUUCUUAGUGUUUUGUGAUGGAAAUAGAGAGCUUUGUGUAUUUUUCGA